Messenger RNA from Jaminaea rosea, 1500 nucleotides. RefSeq lists its product as hypothetical. The record is from RefSeq and is a predicted model, not a curated record. NCBI's taxonomy places the organism in Eukaryota, Fungi, Basidiomycota, Exobasidiomycetes, Microstromatales. Gene Ontology annotation, biological process: maturation of LSU-rRNA; maturation of 5.8S rRNA. Gene Ontology annotation, cellular component: preribosome, large subunit precursor. Bases 76 to 1089 code for a protein of 337 amino acids. The transcript has 2 exons.
CCUUCCGCUCCUCUCACCAUCAACACCCACCACCACUUACUCUGUAAAAUUACGAGCAUGUCAGGCGUAGCAAGAAUGCCCUCGUCCUCUUCGUCUUCUUCAAAAGGCAAAUUCAGCGUACGAUCAGGAGGAGCCUCUUCGUCCAAGCAGAUGCUGCCUCCUCGUCCUUCAGCUGCAAAGAAGCGAGCGAGGUUCGGUUCUGAUGUCAAGGGAGCAGAUGAGAGCGAUGCUGACGACGAUGUAGAUGAUGGCGACGUCGGUAUGGAUGACGAUGAUGAUGAUGAUGAGGAAGCAAUCGGGGCUGCCAAUGCCGCUGCUGGCAAGAGCGACAAGACUGCGAAGCGCAAGCGACGAGCACUGGACUCAAGCGCCUUUGGCUCGGCCCUCGACGAUUUCCUUGGCCUGGGAGACGACGAGACUUCAGGUCAAGCGCAAGACGAGGAUGAAGAGAGCGCACCGGCAGCCAAGAUUGCCUCAUCGUCGACUACCAAGCCCGUCCGCAAAGUCGACCAGCAAAGCCGUGUCAGCGCUAGUGGACAAGCGCCCAUCUUUUCCCUCGCCCCCUCAGUACGGUCGCGCAUCUCGUCGUCGACCCUUUCCGCAAAGGCAGGCCGCGUAGCUACAGAGGAACGUCGUGCCCGCAUGGAUCGUUUCCGAGUGCGCGAUGUCAUUGGUGGGUGGGGGCCGCCAGGCGUCUUGCCUGAUGGUACUAGUCUGGCAAAGGCAAGGACGGCCGAAGGCAGUGACGCCGAAGAUGAUGCAGUCGAUGACUUCUCGUCGAAACUGCACGAGCGUGCAUUGAGGAAGGUCGCACAACGCGGUGUGGUCAAGCUCUUCAAUGCGAUUCGAGCUGCGCAGUCUACUUCCCUGCCGGAUGAAGAAGACGACGGUGGCGCUGCCAAGAGGAGGGCAGACAAGGAUCUGGCUGUGACGACUGCGGCGGGAAAGGAGAGGGAGGGCGAGGUGACGUCCCGUAACAACGCCUUGGGCGGCAAGGGAAGGCAGCUCAACGAUUUAAGCAAGGCAAACUUCCUUGACCUCCUCAAGUCGGGCAAGGGGACCGCAAAUCCAUCGCGUGUCAAGGCGUAGUAGAUGCAAGUACGAGAGCAAUGCAUCACAAUUGAUUUGCGCCGUCUACAGUCUGGAAUUGACAAGGAUGCAACGGAGGGCACUCAUCAUUUGCUCUCAAUUGCUCUUGAGCGUCCUCUGCUUCUCCGCCGCCUCCACCAGUCGAUCUCCCAUGACCCUCAUCCCCUUUCGUCUCCUGACCGCAUCCACGUAUCGCUUAGCAAUAUUCUCCCUCUCUCCCUUGUCACCCAAGUCCUCCAACUCCUCCUCGGUAGUUGGCACCCAGAACGGGUCUUCAUCGUACACUUCAAAGCCCCUGAAUACCAACAAUGGGGUGGCCGCCCCAGAGGUACGGGUCCGGAUCUCGUCUGCAAAUCCAAAUGACUCUACGACGGGAAGUGAGGCCGUGAUCACGAAGUUGCCCAUCCCACC